Molecule: messenger RNA, 2158 nt
Organism: Heteronotia binoei (common prickly gecko)
Lineage: Eukaryota; Metazoa; Chordata; Lepidosauria; Squamata; Gekkonidae
Gene: SETD6
Product: SET domain containing 6, protein lysine methyltransferase
Exons: 8
Coding region: 15-1358 (447 amino acids)
Biological process (GO): peptidyl-lysine monomethylation
Cellular component (GO): nucleus
Molecular function (GO): protein-lysine N-methyltransferase activity; protein binding
Source: RefSeq, a predicted model, not a curated record
AAAGGGUCACCAGCAUGGCGAGCUCGGCCAAGCGGGCUCGCCGAGAGUCCGGCGCCGGUGCCUUGGCCGCCUUCCUCGAGUGGUGCGACCGCGUCGGCCUCGUGCUGAGCCCCAAGGUCUACGUGAGCAGAGAAGGCACAGUGGCUGAUUAUGGCUUGAUAGCCAGAGAGGACCUUCCGGCUGGAGAAGUCCUUUUCACUGUUCCAAGAACUGCACUCCUUUCACAACAUACAAGUUCCAUAUCUUCCCUUCUGGAGAAAGAACAAGACUCCUUGAAGAGUCAGUCUGGCUGGGUCCCCCUCCUGAUUUCUCUUCUCUAUGAAUCCACAAUCAGUAACUCUCACUGGGGGACUUACUUUUCCCUGUGGCCUGACUUCAGUGGCCUGGAUCAUCCUAUGUUUUGGAGUGAGGAAGAACGGUGGAGGCUUCUGCAGGGUACUGGGAUCUUGGAAGCUGUGGACAAAGACCUGGCCAAUAUUCAGAUGGAGUAUUCCUCUAUUAUCCUGCCCUUCCUGAAGGCCCACCCAGAUCUCUUCAAUCCCAAGGUGCACACGCUGGAGCUGUACAAGAAGCUGGUGGCAUUUAUCAUGGCCUACAGUUUCCAGGAACCUUUGGAGGAGGACAUGGAGGAUGAGGAGCCCAACCCUCCCAUGAUGGUGCCCAUGGCAGACCUUCUGAAUCAUGUUGCCAACCACAAUGCCAACUUGGAAUAUUCCCCGGAAUGCUUGAAAAUGGUGGUGAUUCAGCCCAUUCGCAAAGGCCAAGAGGUCUUCAACACUUAUGGAGAGAUGGCCAGUUGGCAGCUCCUCCACAUGUAUGGCUUUGCUCAACCAUAUCCUGGCAAUAGGGAUGAUGCUGCUGACAUCCAGAUGUUGACGCUGUGCAAAGCUGCUCUACAAGCUGCAAAAACAGAUGCAGAGCAGCAGCUGGUCUUGGAGCAGUGGGAUCUUCUUUGUCAGAUGGAGAUGGUGGGUGAGGAAGGAGCCUUUGUGAUUGGCUGGGAGAAGGUCUUGACUGAAGAGGAGUUGUUCACAGCAUUAAAGGUGUUGGGUAUGUCUGCAGAGGAAUUCAAGGAGUUCAAAGAGCAAGAGGGCUGGGCCAACGAAAUGGGUGAGAAUGGGAAUACUGACUUGACACUCUCCAUGAUUCCAACACUCAAGGCAUCUUGGAAGAAACUGCUCUUUGAUGCCACACUGUUGACGCUGCAGGCAUACAACUCUGAUUUGAAAGCAGAGGAAGAAGUGCUCAUCAACCAGCAGGCCUUUUCAAAGCUGAGCUGCCGGGAACAGUUUGCCCUACAAGUGCGUUAUGGGCAAAAGAAAAUUUUGCAACAGUUACUUGAGCUAGCAAGUUCAUAGUAGGAAAGCAAAUGGAAAUCUGGCUUCUUCUCAAGUGAAGGAAGGAUACUGUAACAGUAUCAGGAACCACCAGGACAUGCUUUUAGGUUCUAAGGGCAUGUGCUCAUGGCAACCUAGGCAAGACCUUACAGAGGAGAGAGUAUGCUGUAACUUUCUGCUGCAUCUUGAUGCUCGAGGAUACUAAUGUGGUGCAGGACACUAAAUUUCAAAUUCUUGCCAGGAAGCUCAGGCUGACAACCUGUGGCUUACUCAUCUGCUCCUUUGUGUGUGGCAUAAAACUUUUAACAAGAUAUAUGCAGUCAGCCUCCCUGUGGAAUUAGGACUACUUGCUUGUCCACGACAGUGCAGAAUUCGUUUUUGUUGUACAAGCUGACAGGAAAAGGAAGCCAGACUUCACUGGAGUGGGGGAGGGGGAGCAUGCCUUCACUGGAGGAAGUCAAGAUGCUAGGGUAAGAAAGCAAUAUUGCCAGGAUUUUUCUGUAAGCAGUGAGGGAUCCUUUCUAUUCUGUAAGCUGUGAGGUUCCUCUCUACCAUGAUUUGUAGAUUUUUAAAGUGCCAUCUUGUCUGCUUCCCUACCACAGCAUGAUAUAUAGAACUAUUACAUGUAGCCUGCUUAUCUCUCCACUCAAAUAAGAGAUGUUUGCAAUGUUUGGUGGAGAGUGAGAUGACACAUGCACAGAGAGAGUGAAAAUGUGCAUGGUGGAGCUUUUGCAUAGCGAUACUAGACAAUCUUUAUGCUAUCAUAUUGCCACCCUACAGUGGCACUGUUUAAAUGAACUUCCCCUCUUCUGCUACUGCCA